CAUACCACUGCUGCUGACAACGAUCUGACCCCACACACACACACACACACACACACACAAAGGCACGCUCUUACUCUCUCUCACGUCACACACUCAUCAUACCACGCUCACAGAAGCGCUGAAACUCCAGACCAGUGCAGGGAGAUGCUGCCGGCCGGCAACCACUGACAGCAACCUUCAGAGCCCAGUUGAUCCAGACACACUGCACCUUUUGCCUCCAGAAAGCCACGCACACUCUCACUGCACGAAGGAAGUGCCCCUUGACAAAGGGCACUACAGUGACCUCCAGCAGUUAGACUGUACCUGAUCACACAUCCUUGACAGAAAAGGGAUCCUGACUCUGAGCAGAGCCAGACAAAAGGAGCAAUCCUACCCCCGCCGCUGAAACACAACCCGCUGGACGGAAAGGCAGAGGGGUUGACGGCCCCCGUCUCUGGCAACUGGGGGACAGAAGCAGGAUGCUGGCUAAAAUCCUUGAGGACAUGUGGGUGGAGCCCGACGUGCUGGAGGCCCUCAGUGAGGAGCAGAAGAGGAUCCUGUUCCUGAAGAUGAGAGAGGAGCAGGUACGCCGCUGGAGAGAGCGGGAGGAGAGGGAGGAGAGGGAAGGAGGAGACAACAACAACACCAGGCCAAAGAAAGCUUCCAGUAAACAUGUGAGGUGGCUGCUCGGUCGGGAUGGAGAUGUCAGCGUCCGUGUAAUCGGAGAGGCGGACGAAUUCCGCUCCUCCAAACUCCUCCGGAGCCUCAUGAACGACAGACUCCACAGUGAUAAUAUGAAUGGCAUCCAGACAGUGGACUUGCUGCCAGGAAGAAAGGCCCGAGAGCUUGGCUUUAAAGAAGAAAUCCAGCUGCCUCUCACAGAUGUUUGUGAUUACCCAGCUUUACCAAACUACCAGUCGUCUGAGGAGGACAUGGACUCCUGCAGCGCCGAUGACGACCUGAAGGACCCCGCGGAGGACAGCGACACUGAAUCAGGCAGCAGCUCAGACAAUCUCAGCGACUGGGCUCCUCUCUAUAGGGCCCAUUUUAGUAGCCAUGGCAACCAGCCGCCACUCAAAGCCCAGCUGUCAGACACAGAGAGAGCCGACCCACAAGACAGAGAGAUUGUGUUUUGUGAAGAGCAGAAGUCAGGAUACAGAGGUCGUGUAGCGCAGCUCAGGAAGGCAUUCACUGAUGAUCUUCAUGGCACAACACCUGCCUACACCAAACCCCCUAUACCUGCAAAACCUGCUCAUCUACAGAAAAGAAACACACCCUUGAUCCAUUAGGACUCCAGGUGUAUCCAGGUGUACCUUGCUACAAGACAACAUUUGACCCCAAAAAGGCAAGAGCCGGCUGCACUGAGUGUACCGAAAUAAUGUCUCAGUUACACACUGUUGGACCAGGCUGCGGCCACAUACAUGUGAAGAAGGUCCUUACUUGAUCCUGAGCCAUGAACUGAGAUACACUUUGUUAGGCCUCAACUCAAGGACCGACCC
This is a messenger RNA of Xiphias gladius (swordfish), 1478 nucleotides long. RefSeq lists its product as uncharacterized. Gene Ontology annotation, cellular component: cytoplasm. The transcript has 6 exons. NCBI's taxonomy places the organism in Eukaryota, Metazoa, Chordata, Actinopteri, Istiophoriformes, Xiphiidae. The record is from RefSeq and is a predicted model, not a curated record. Bases 459 to 1268 code for a protein of 269 amino acids.